This is a messenger RNA of Amorphotheca resinae ATCC 22711, 941 nucleotides long. RefSeq lists its product as hypothetical. NCBI's taxonomy places the organism in Eukaryota, Fungi, Ascomycota, Leotiomycetes, Helotiales, Amorphothecaceae. Bases 195 to 506 code for a protein of 103 amino acids. The transcript is spliced from 2 exons. The record is from RefSeq and is a predicted model, not a curated record.
CUCUAUCAAGCUGGUCUUGCCCACCUCUACCAUUCUUGGAAUCUGAAUAUCUUUAUAUUUCAACGAUAAGCUCUCUUUCUGUCUAUCUCUCUUUCUACUUUACCCUCUUAUCUCAUCAUCUUACCUCAAUCCACCUCACUUCACCCCACCACAUCUACACAACAUCAUCACAUCCCGCCACCACCACCACCAAAAUGUCCACCCUCAACCUCCUCACCAACCUCUCCAUGCCCCUCGACCUCGCCUCUUUCCCCACCCCCCAAACGGCCUCCCCCUCCCUCCCGCUCAACCUCCCCCCCACCCCAUCAGGACUCAGCACCCUCCCCCUCACCAUCCGCGUGCUCAUCCUCCUCCUGCCCAUCAUCCUCCCCUUCCUCGCCCCCUACAUCUUCAGCUACUUUGCCUUCCCCAAGGGCUUCAUCGAGGUGCGCAACGAGGAUCUCGAGGACUAUGACCCUGCUGUCUAUUGGGCAGCUCUGGCCGAACGCUUCGUCGAGCCGAAUUAAGUUCUUUUGAAAAAGGGACUUUAUUGCACGUUUGCUUUUUUGAUAGGUAGCGUUAGCCGUUAGCUAGCUACCAGGGGGAGAGGAGUGAGGGAGUCCAUCUAAAGUUGGACGCUGGAUCUAUGAUAGAUUAUUGGGAAGACUUCGAUUCCUCGGAUCUUGCGCAGGGACGCCUUUCAGAUUCUUGGUGUUUUGGGGAGGAUCUAGGGAGUCAUUCUUUACUGGGCUUUCUCCUUUUUGUCCCCCUUAUGUUUGCGAACUCUAUUGGUAUUAUUCAUGGGUAUUGUCGGAUGGAAGAGAAGACUUAUUAUGAGUUAUGAAUUGUGCUACGGAAUGGAGUCUUUUUGGCUUUGGUUUAUAGACUUACAAACAUGAACUGGAGAAUCGAGACUUUCUUUUUUAUAUUCAAAUUUUGGAGACGUAGACAUAAAGUGUGAC